UGCAGUGUGAACUAAAUAUCACAGCCCAGAUGCAAGAAGAAGAAGGCAGUUGUUUACCUGAAUGGGAUGGACUGGUUUGCUGGCCAAGAGGAACACCAGGAAAAAUCCUUGCAGUCGCUUGCCCACCUUAUGUUUAUGAUUUUAAUCACAGAGGAUUGGCUUAUCGACGAUGUAAUCUCAAUGGAACUUGGGACUUUGUAUACAGCUUAAACAGAACAUUUGCCAACUAUUCAGAAUGUCUUCUCUUCUUGGAAUCUAAAACCCGGACAACGGAAUGGGCUUUUUUUGAACGUCUCUACAUAAUGUAUACAGUGGGAUACUCCAUCUCAUUCUGCUCCUUGGCUGUGGCUAUAUUUAUCAUUGGUUACUUCAGGAGAUUACACUGUACCAGAAACUACAUCCAUAUCCAUCUGUUUUUCUCCUUCAUGUUAAGAGCGGCAAGCAUCUUUGUUAAGGAUAAAGUGGUCCAUUCUCAUAUUGGAGUAAAGGAAUUAGAAGCAAUGCUAAUGGGUGACCUUAGAAGCAUCAUGGUAUUCCCUGUGCUGGACAAAUCACAAUACGUUGGAUGUAAAAUUGCUGUUGUAAUGUUCAUUUACUUCUUGGCAACAAACUACUAUUGGAUUCUUGUAGAAGGACUUUACCUGCACAGCUUGAUAUUUGUGGCCUUCUUUUCAGACACCAAAUACUUGUGGGGCUUCACACUCAUAGGAUGGGGAUUCCCAGCUGUAUUUGUAGUAGUGUGGGCAGUGGCAAGAGCAACCGUAGCAGACGCAAGGUGUUGGGAGCUAAGUGCGGGAGAUAUCAAGUGGAUUUACCAAGCACCAAUAUUAGCAGCUAUUGGGUUAAAUUUCAUCCUAUUUCUUAAUACUGUACGGGUACUUGCAACAAAGAUUUGGGAAUCAAAUGCAGUUGGUUAUGACACCAGGAAACAAUACAGGAAGUUGGCCAAAUCCACAUUUGUUCUCAUCUUGGUGUUUGGUGUCCACUACAUAGUGUUUGUAUGCUUGCCACACAGAUUCACCGGCCUAGCCUGGGAGAUUCGAAUGCAUUUUGAGCUUUUCUUCAACUCCUUUCAGGGUUUCUUUGUGUCCAUAAUCUAUUGCUACUGCAAUGGGGAGGUACAGACUGAGAUUAAGAAGACAUGGACCAGAUGGAAUCUUGCAUUUGACUGGAAAAGCACAACCCACUGUGGAAACUUUAGAUAUGGAUCUGUCUUGACCAACAUGACCCACAGCACUAGUAGCCAGUCACAGAUGGUAGCCAGCUCUCGCAUGGUAUUGAUUUCUAGCAAAGUUAGUCGAAGUGUCAGCAAGCAGGUUGAUGGACACAUACAUUUGCCUGGAUAUGUAAGAAGCAACUCAGAUCAAGACUGUUUGCCUCAAUGGAUACAAGAGACAAAUGAGGAAGAAGAAAAGCAGGUUGAUGACAUAUCCUUAAAAGAAACCUUAAGGCCUUUGCAACUUUGCACAGAGGCCGAAGUAAACAGAAAUGAAAUAGAAGAAACACUGUAAUUAGGAAUGGACAUCUAACUAAAAACGGGUAGAAUUUCUUUUUUAAUCACUGGGUAUGCAUUUGCCUUCAGAAAACGAAUGCAGCAUGGUUCAUUGAACGCAACUGGAUUUACAAAGACACAGAAUAUGGUCUUGAACAUUCUAUGUACAUAGGUAUAAAAGCACAACUAAGAAUGUAUUAAGAGACUGUUAAGCUUAUAACAUAUCAAGGAAUGAAAAGGAUAAAUAAAUAAACAGGUAUCAAUCCAGUUA
Molecule: messenger RNA, 1763 nt
Organism: Bombina bombina (fire-bellied toad)
Lineage: Eukaryota; Metazoa; Chordata; Amphibia; Anura; Bombinatoridae
Gene: PTH2R
Product: parathyroid hormone 2 receptor
Exons: 13
Coding region: 30-1511 (493 amino acids)
Biological process (GO): adenylate cyclase-modulating G protein-coupled receptor signaling pathway; cell surface receptor signaling pathway
Cellular component (GO): plasma membrane
Molecular function (GO): G protein-coupled peptide receptor activity; parathyroid hormone receptor activity; peptide hormone binding
Source: RefSeq, a predicted model, not a curated record